CUAAUGGUCCUCCAAUCCAAGAACCCCAAAGCUCAAAGGAUCGAUAUGAGCAAAGGAAAGGGGGCAAAUUUUCCUCAAGAUCUCAAAAUAAGGAGUCCAUGACGAUCAAUGCUAUGCCUGUCAAGUUCAAAGGAAAAGUUGCUGAUAAAACCAUUGAAAAGAAGAACGUCCCCAAGGAAACUGAACAAAGAAGAUUGACUCUGAAGGAAAUGCAAGCAAAGCAGUACCCUUUCCUUGAUUCAGAUGUCUCUGGCAUAUUUGAUGAUCUAGUAGAAGCAAAACUCAUUGAGUUACCCGAGAUGAAGCAUCCCAAAGAAGCUGGUAGGGUGAAUGACCCAAAAUACUGCAAAUACCACCGUCUUGUAGGGCAUCCAAUUCAUGACUGCUUCGUAUUCAAGGACAAGGUUAUGCAGCUGACACACCAGGGAAAAUUUUCACUAGAAGAAAGUAGUGCAACUGCUAAUCAUAUAAGUGAAGCUUGCAACAUGAAGAAUGAGCACGAAGCUCCGCUAGAAGAAAACAAUAGGCCUGAGGUUGAAACUCACCAUGUUGAUAACGAUUCCAUGAUGGUCUUUACUGAUGAAGAUUUGCUGCUCG
Striga hermonthica is the source of this 597-nucleotide messenger RNA. The record is from the annotation of a GenBank genome assembly. NCBI's taxonomy places the organism in Eukaryota, Viridiplantae, Streptophyta, Magnoliopsida, Lamiales, Orobanchaceae.